AUGAAGCUCUACGCUGCCGUUCUCGUCUUCACCGCAGCCUUGGCUAGCGCUUGCAACACCUGCAAUGACUGUCCUGGAGAUCAAGUGUGCAAUCACUUCGGAGGCUUUGGAGUCGACCCAACCAGUUUCUGUGUUGAGCCCAACGACCCCAGCUGCAGUGACCCACGUGGCAACUGCGAUACCAACACCUGUUGA
Molecule: messenger RNA, 195 nt
Organism: Trichoderma asperellum CBS 433.97
Lineage: Eukaryota; Fungi; Ascomycota; Sordariomycetes; Hypocreales; Hypocreaceae
Source: RefSeq, a predicted model, not a curated record